AUGCCGAGACUCUCCCUUGUCAUUUUCAGCUUUCAUACGAUUCAAAUACACUACGACUCUCAACCAUACAGACUUGGACUCAUAUUUGCGUCAUUACAUGGCUCGCAGAUACAAAGUCAGGGUGGUACGAGGCAUCCCGCCCUCAUAGUAGAGGCUGGAUUCAACGAAUCUUAUAAUGACCUUUUCGAUGAUAUGAGGCGGUUGCCUAUCGGUGGCGAUGGGGAUAUCAAGGUUGUUAUUAUCGUGAAAUGA
Penicillium cataractarum is the source of this 252-nucleotide messenger RNA. RefSeq lists its product as uncharacterized. The coding region runs from base 1 to 252 and encodes 83 amino acids. The transcript is spliced from 2 exons. Lineage: Eukaryota; Fungi; Ascomycota; Eurotiomycetes; Eurotiales; Aspergillaceae. The record is from RefSeq and is a predicted model, not a curated record.